AAGCCGGCCACCAAACCCCCAAGUCACUCCAGAGACAGCUACGUCCGGCUCUAUUUCGGUCUCUUCCUCCUUGGGUCUUGGAGAUAGAGCCCCAAGGUGGUUCCCCACAGAAGGACCCCAGUGUUCGGGGCAUCAUGACCCCCGUCUGGAUCUUACUCCUUCUCCAGCUGCGACUCACCAGGGAGGAAGAUGCCUACGUCCAGAAGGGGCAGGACCAGGUGUUCUCUUGUGGCCCGGUCAAGCCUCUCUCGAGCAGGGAAGAAGUGACGUGGUCCUACAAUACCGGUGUUCCUGGGUCCUCGUCAGUGCUGUUAUUCCAGGGCGUGGCAGAUCAGCCCCUGAAGAAGGCGGCCGGGGAGCGGCUCUCCGUGUUCCCCAACCACUCCCUGUACCUGCAGGGGGCCGAGGGGGACAUGGGGACCUACUGGUGUUCGGUGCAGGGAGUCACCCGCCACACCUACCAGCUGAAUGUUGUCACAGAGACCCAGACGGUGCUGACGACCAGCCCCGCCAACAUGACCUGCCACCAAGUCUCCUGCAUGAUCUUGGACCGGCAAGCGCUGCCGGCGGUGACAUGGUGGGUCGGCGAGCAGCGGGUGCAGGACACCGGCGGGCAGUGGGUGCAGGACACCGACGGGCAGGGCUGGCAGCUCGUCUUCUCGGGCUCGCGGGCGGCGCUGCUCCAGGCUUGCUGGAACAGGAGCGACCCGGGGGCCAGGAAGAAAAGACGGGUCAGGUGUGAGCUGAACAGCAUGCGAGUCACCUUUGACCUCACCGCAGUGAAGGACCCCCCCUCCUGUAGCUCCGCCUGGAUCCCCCUGGCCGUGUGCGCAGCGCUGGAGUUCCUGCUCCUCCUCGCCUUGGGGGUGGCGCUGUGGUGGCGGGGGCGGCCGGCCCAGAGGUCACACCUGGGCGACCUUCCUGCGCACACCCAGCCAGAGCCUCCCGGACUCAAAUCCCAGAUGCCGCUGUAUGAGAACGUGGGGCUGGGAUACGCAGCAGGGGGCGCCGAUCCUGCCCAGUUGUGAUGGCCCCAUUGGCCCCUGUGGAGCGACCGCCGCCCCUCGAGCCCUGUGCCGGGGUCCGGGCGGGGCCAAGCCGCGUGUCAACACCUAGCGCCCCCCGCAGGGUGGGGUCGGAGGCUCCCUGAGGCCACUAGGGGCUUUCCAAGGAGAAGAGCUGGAAGAGGAACCCAGGCGUCCGGCUCCCCGCCUUCCCCACCCCCGUGGGGGCUGGGGUGACAGAUGGGGACUGGGCGGUUGUGGGGGUUGGAGCGGAGAAUAAAGAGAACAGAGCAGCA
Molecule: messenger RNA, 1300 nt
Organism: Gopherus flavomarginatus (Mexican gopher tortoise)
Lineage: Eukaryota; Metazoa; Chordata; Testudines; Testudinidae
Gene: LY6G6F
Product: lymphocyte antigen 6 family member G6F
Source: RefSeq, a predicted model, not a curated record